Molecule: messenger RNA, 1881 nt
Organism: Lodderomyces beijingensis
Lineage: Eukaryota; Fungi; Ascomycota; Pichiomycetes; Serinales; Debaryomycetaceae
Source: the annotation of a GenBank genome assembly
AUGAAUUUAUCGACACAGCCGCAACAACACCAAUCUCAGCAUUCGUCCGGUACCAAUCAAAUGCAACAAGCAUCGCAUCAUCACCAACAGCUGCAGCUACCGCAGCAGCAAGCACAGCAGCAACAACAGCAACAGCAGCAGCAACAGCAUCAUCAUCAACAACAGCAACAGCUACCGCAGCCGAAUAAUAGCUAUCAGCUGUCUCUAACUCAGACCCUACCGACAAAUAACCCGUUGCUCUCGCAAAGUUCAUCUAGUCAUCAACAACUACCGUCGCAUCUAGGCCAUCAAUCGUCGUUUGCAAAUAACCACAUGCCGACGAUCCCACAACCUGCAUUAAUGGCGUCGAACUCCAUUCUCACGUUGGGCCCCUUCAAGCACCGGAAAGAUCUAACGAGAGAGUCGGUGAUUUCAACUUAUCAGAUCAUCGGCUACAUUGCCGCGGGGACAUACGGCAAAGUCUACAAGGCCAAAUUGCGGACAACGUCAAAUAAGAAAGAAGAGGAUAUCAGUCAUGACGGGAAAGCGGGGGAGCUGAGCCAUGGCACUGCCACGAGCAAAAAUGGCGAGAAUGGAGCUGCCAAUUCGAAUCACCAAGCUGACGAGAAAGCCGAUGUCUCGACGGCAAAAGACUAUCGACUGGACCAAACUGCCAACAACAAUGUGUCAUCAUCAUCAUCAUCGUCUGCUUCCUCUUCGGCGUUACCUCAGUUUUAUGCGAUCAAGAAGUUUAAAAGUGAUAGUCAACAUGCUGGAAGCAAUAUCAACAGCAACCUCAAUCUAGGAUCCAAGGGCAAGUCCAAUCACGACAUCAAUGGCUCUGAAGUUAUACAUUACACGGGUAUAAGUCAGAGUGCCAUUCGGGAAAUGUCACUAUGUCGAGAAUUGCACAAUAACAACAUCACCAAAUUGAUUGAUAUCAUCUUGGAGAAUAAGAGCAUUUACAUGAUUUUUGAAUUUUGCGAACACGACUUGCUCCAGAUUAUUCAUUACCAUUCGCAUCCUGAAGUCAAGCCUAUUCCUUUACAAACGGUGAAAUCGUUAACGUGGCAGAUUUUAAACGGAGUCACGUAUCUACACAAGAACUGGAUAUUCCACCGCGAUUUGAAACCAGCUAAUAUCAUGGUGACAUCGAAUGGGUGUGUCAAGAUUGGAGACUUGGGGUUGGCGCGCAAGUUCAACAACCCUUUGCAAAGCUUGUACACGGGAGACAAGGUCGUGGUGACCAUUUGGUAUCGUGCGCCAGAGUUGCUCUUGGGGACAAGACAUUACACGCCGGCGAUUGACUUGUGGGCCGUUGGCUGCAUCUUGGCUGAGCUUUUAUCGCUUCGGCCAAUAUUCAAGGGCGAGGAAGCCAAGAUCGACAUGAAUAACAAGAAACUGGUGCCGUUCCAAAAAAACCAGUUUCAGAAAAUCGUGGACAUUUUAGGCACGCCCAAUUUGAGCAAUUGGCCGCUGAUCAACAAAUACCCCGAGUACGCUAGCUUCACCCAAUCCAUCAAUAACAACUACUCGUCGAGCUUAUCGCAGUGGUACAAAAUGAUUGGCGGCGACAAUAAGCAAUGCUUGGAGCUUUUGUACGGGUUGUUGAAGUACGACCCGGAUGUCAGGUUGACUGCCGACCAAACGUUGGUGCAUCCCUUCUUUUUGGAGUUGCCCAAGGUCAACGAAAAUGCAUUUGACGGGUUAAAUUUGAAGUACCCGAACCGAAAGAUUUAUGUUGAUGAUAACGACAUGAAUAUAUUGGGGCAAGUUGGCGCCGGUGGUGGCGGUAUUGGCGGUGGUGCUGGCGGUAACGGGGUAGGAGGAGGAGGAAGUAAUGCUGGCAAGAGGGCAGGGUUUGACGAUGGCACAAGCGCGUCCAAGAGGAAACGGGUAUAA